AUGGAGAAGUUGUACAUCUCGCAGACACUGAAGAAGAAAGCGGACGGCAACAGUCUCUCCGAUGUGGAGAUCGACCACUACAUUAAAGAGCUUGUGGAGGGUCGCGUGGGUACAGCCCAGAUAGGUGAGUUGUUUGUACGCGAAUUCAUGACUCCGGUUAAUUACAAUCUCAGUUAA
Messenger RNA from Mesocestoides corti, 177 nucleotides. NCBI's taxonomy places the organism in Eukaryota, Metazoa, Platyhelminthes, Cestoda, Cyclophyllidea, Mesocestoididae. The record is from the annotation of a GenBank genome assembly.